Messenger RNA from Pteronotus mesoamericanus, 7786 nucleotides. It is a transcript of the gene RPS6KA3, whose product is annotated as ribosomal protein S6 kinase A3. NCBI's taxonomy places the organism in Eukaryota, Metazoa, Chordata, Mammalia, Chiroptera, Mormoopidae. The record is from RefSeq and is a predicted model, not a curated record. Gene Ontology annotation, biological process: peptidyl-serine phosphorylation; intracellular signal transduction. Gene Ontology annotation, molecular function: magnesium ion binding; protein serine/threonine kinase activity; ATP binding. The coding region runs from base 328 to 2550 and encodes 740 amino acids. The transcript is spliced from 22 exons.
GUUCUGCUGGGAGCGGGCGCGGGAACCGGCGGCGGGGGGCGGAGCUGUAGUCCCCGCGGCGGAAGGAGGAGAGGAAGAAAGGGGCGAGACCCGGUGCCGGGCAGAGGCGCGAGGCUCUCGCUUGGCGCGCGGGCGUCUCCAACUGGGCGCGCGGUGUUCAAGGGUCGGUGUCUACGCCGAGCCCUCUCCCGGGCAGCCGCUGCUGCUGCUGCUGCUGUUGCCGCCACCGCCGCCGCUGCCGUGGGGCUCGGGCGGCGACUGAGUGGGGCCGGCCCCGGGGCGGGCGGGGAGGGAGGAGGCGGUGAAGGCGGCGGGCCGGGGGGGAAGAUGCCGCUGGCGCAGCUGGCGGACCCGUGGCAGAAGAUGGCUGUGGAGAGCCCGUCGGACAGCGCAGAGAAUGGACAGCAAAUUAUGGAUGAACCUAUGGGAGAGGAGGAGAUUAAUCCACAAACUGAGGAAGGCAGUAUCAAAGAAAUUGCAAUCACACAUCAUGUAAAGGAAGGACAUGAAAAGGCAGAUCCUUCCCAAUUUGAACUUUUAAAAGUAUUAGGGCAGGGAUCAUUUGGAAAGGUUUUCUUAGUCAAAAAAAUCUCAGGCUCUGAUGCUAGACAGCUUUAUGCCAUGAAAGUACUGAAGAAGGCCACUUUGAAAGUUCGAGACCGUGUUCGGACAAAAAUGGAGCGUGAUAUCUUGGUAGAAGUUAAUCAUCCUUUUAUUGUUAAGUUGCAUUAUGCUUUUCAAACUGAAGGGAAGUUGUACCUUAUUUUGGAUUUUCUCAGGGGAGGAGAUUUGUUUACACGCUUAUCCAAAGAGGUGAUGUUCACAGAAGAAGAUGUCAAAUUCUACUUGGCUGAACUUGCACUUGCUUUAGACCAUCUACAUAGCCUAGGAAUAAUCUAUAGAGACUUAAAACCAGAAAACAUACUUCUUGAUGAAGAAGGUCACAUCAAAUUAACAGAUUUUGGCCUAAGUAAGGAGUCUAUUGACCAUGAGAAGAAGGCAUAUUCUUUUUGUGGAACAGUGGAGUAUAUGGCUCCAGAAGUAGUCAAUCGUCGAGGUCAUACUCAGAGUGCGGACUGGUGGUCUUUUGGUGUGUUAAUGUUUGAGAUGCUCACUGGUACACUACCUUUCCAAGGAAAAGAUCGAAAAGAAACAAUGACUAUGAUCCUUAAAGCUAAACUUGGGAUGCCACAGUUUUUGAGUCCUGAAGCCCAGAGUCUUUUACGAAUGCUUUUCAAACGGAAUCCUGCAAACAGAUUAGGCGCAGGACCAGAUGGAGUUGAAGAAAUUAAAAGACAUUCAUUUUUCUCAACAAUAGAUUGGAAUAAACUAUACAGAAGAGAAAUUCAUCCACCUUUUAAACCUGCAACUGGCAGACCUGAAGAUACAUUCUAUUUUGAUCCUGAGUUUACUGCAAAAACUCCCAAAGAUUCACCUGGCAUUCCACCGAGUGCUAAUGCACAUCAGCUUUUCCGAGGGUUUAGUUUUGUUGCUAUUACCUCAGAUGAUGAAAGCCAAGCUAUGCAGACAGUUGGUGUGCACUCAAUUGUUCAGCAGUUGCACAGGAACAGUAUUCAGUUUACUGAUGGAUAUGAAGUGAAAGAAGAUAUUGGAGUUGGCUCCUACUCCGUUUGCAAGAGAUGUAUACAUAAAGCCACAAACAUGGAGUUUGCAGUGAAGAUUAUUGAUAAAAGCAAGAGAGACCCAACAGAAGAAAUUGAAAUUCUUCUUCGUUAUGGACAGCAUCCAAACAUUAUUACUUUAAAGGAUGUAUAUGAUGAUGGGAAAUAUGUGUAUGUAGUGACAGAACUUAUGAAAGGGGGUGAAUUGCUGGAUAAAAUUCUUAGACAGAAAUUUUUCUCUGAACGAGAGGCGAGUGCUGUCCUGUUUACUAUAACCAAAACUGUUGAAUAUCUUCAUGCACAAGGGGUGGUUCACAGAGACUUGAAACCUAGCAACAUUCUUUAUGUGGAUGAAUCUGGCAAUCCAGAAUCUAUUCGAAUUUGUGAUUUUGGCUUUGCCAAGCAGCUAAGAGCAGAAAACGGCCUUCUCAUGACGCCUUGUUACACUGCAAAUUUUGUUGCACCAGAGGUUUUGAAACGACAAGGUUAUGAUGCUGCUUGUGAUAUAUGGAGCCUUGGUGUCCUCCUCUAUACAAUGCUUACUGGUUACACUCCAUUUGCAAAUGGCCCUGAUGAUACACCAGAGGAAAUAUUGGCACGCAUCGGCAGUGGAAAAUUCUCACUCAGUGGUGGUUAUUGGAAUUCUGUUUCAGAUACAGCUAAGGACCUGGUGUCAAAGAUGCUUCACGUGGACCCUCAUCAGAGACUGACUGCUGCCCUUGUGCUCAGACACCCAUGGAUAGUCCACUGGGACCAACUGCCGCAAUACCAACUGAACAGGCAGGAUGCACCACAUCUGGUCAAGGGUGCCAUGGCAGCUACAUACUCUGCUUUAAACCGUAAUCAGUCCCCAGUUUUGGAACCAGUAGGCCGCUCUACUCUUGCUCAGCGGAGAGGUAUUAAAAAAAUCACCUCCACAGCCCUGUGAAGUGACCUCAGUGAGAUACAGAAUUUGGUACCAUGGUGUAAGCUGAUAGCACAAGUGGUGGCGACAGGUAGCACAUAUCUGAAAGACACCUGCAAGCACACACUGUCCCAGCUGGUACCCAUAAUGCUGCUGCUCCUGCUGCUGCUCCCGCUUUCGUCUCUUCUCGCUUUACAUGAUUGUUAGCAAGUUAGAUUUUCCUGGAGCUUCGGAUGUGAUGAUGAUGGAAACGUGACGAAGAUAUAUUCACUGAAACAAUAAGAAGAAUAAUGAACAUAUGAAUACCACCUAAAAAUACACUGAAUAAAGUACUUUACACCAUAUAGCAUUAUUUUUAUAGGAAAUAUUUCAUGUUCCUUAAAUAUUCUUUGUUAGUUAUAGGGAUGGACAGUUUAUGUUAAGCACUUAGCUUAAACAAUACGUUUAUAUUAGCACUGUAUCCCUUGUGCCAUCCAACAUUUUGUAUGUUUUUGUAAACAGUUCAUAUACAGUACAUUUCUGUACUGCUUUCUUUAAUGUAUACAUGCCUUGUUUAACUUGGAUUCUAUUAUUAUUAAUCAGUUGACUAUUAAAUCUGGUUAAAUAGUUCACCUGUAUUAACAGUAUUGUUGGACAGCCCUAAAAAUGGCCAGAUUGUGGAACAGCUGUUGAAUGUAAUGCUUCCAAAAUGUACAUAUCUUUCCCUGUGUCUGUUUCACUGGUUUGUUCAUUUGUUUGUUACUUAAAGUCAGGUGCUCUGUGAGACUAUCCUAGAGAGCUGUUACAGUAGGGAAGUUAUGUCUGUGGCAUGACAUCAAGAGUAUACUAUGAAGUUAGUCCGUACACUUCACAACUCUUUAGGGUUCUUUUCUCUUUAAUUAAGGAAGUAGUUCUUGCACUUCUGAUCUUCAAUAGUGUCCAUAUUUAGUAUUGGCAUAUAAUUUGGAAUACUGCCAAUAUGCGGCCUAUUGAGAGUCAUGGUGAAGAGAUUGGCAAAGGAAAAUGUGGCAACAGGUCAUUUAAGUCCCAUUGUGUAUCUCAUGUUUAAAUAGAUCAAAUUACAGAAUUUAGCAUCUGAAUAACAGGAUACCUGUUCUAGUAUACCUGGGAGAAAAGUAUGCUUUUCUUGAAAAAUGGUAAACCAUAAUGAGUUUUUUCCCAUUACAAUGCUCUAAAUUAAACACUAAUUUGAAUGUAAUAAAAGCCACAGGCCACUAUAUAAAAUUGGAUUAAAACUUUCUUAUUCUAGGGAAUAAAGCAUUCUUGAUCAGUCUCUGUGCUAACCUAAAAUCAUAGCUAAGACAGGUUAAGUGAAUGUCUAGCAUUGAGUGUUUUCUGAAUCCUCCUGAUGAUUUAUAGCCAUGUAAUACUUCCUUUAACUUCAGAUAUGAUCCGUUUUCAUGAUGGUCACUGAAUCUGCCUAGAUUACAGUAUUCAUUAUAUACAUCUAAUGUGGUAGUUUCCAUAAUUUUAUUUGAUUAAAGGAAUUUCUGUACCCAUAUUAUGACCUGUAUCUUUACCAAGUUACCUAGCAUACAUCAAUAUGUAAUGUGAAAAACAGUUAAGCAAGGAAAAAAAGAUUUAACUUACCUCAUCAAGAAUGUGCCCAAACAGAUAUUCCUUCGUCACGUACUAAGCCAUUUACAUCAGAAAAAGGUUUCCUUCCAGAAGCUUUAAAUCUUUCCCCUGAAAGUACAAAGCCAAGAAAGUGUGGUUUAUCUGUCCUGUAAGCCACUUGUUAUUCCUUAAUUUCUUCUCUAUGCAAUUAAAGAGAAAGGGAAAAUCUAUAACAUUCCUUUUGCCCAAGUGACAAAAUGAUUAUUGCAUAGAAAUCAAAUGUAAGUUUAUCUUUAAAAAAUGUGUAGGAGGAGGGAUUUUAGAAGAUGCAGAUGGAGAAAGUUUUUAAAAUAUGUAUAUGCAUACUUUCCAUUACCUGGAAAGAAAGCUUCCCCUCCCUCUCUUUCUAUUAUUCAGUGUUUUAAACCAUGGUCAUCCCAAAUUCUUGUCACUUUUAAAACGUUAAUGUAACUCUGGGCAUAUAGUUUCAGAUUUUUGACACUGAUGCUAUUUCAUAAUUGCUUAGGUAUAUUUUCUGUCAUAGUUUUUUUAGAACCAGAAGUAAAUGUUUAAAUCCUCAUGUAAUCUAGCCCAACUUUCUCAUACUACAUGUGAAGAACCUGUGACUCAAAGCAAAGACUAGAAUCCUUAACUUUCCAUUCAGUUUUUUUUCCCCAUAGCACCAUGCUGCCUUCCCUUCAGAUUAUCACCCAACCAGGAGCUGAGUUGUUUAAAAAUUACAUAUUUCUUGUGGCACUCCUCUACUGGUAUAUGAAUGCCAAGUUUAUUGCUUUCAAAGAUACUGCUUUCUUUGCCUAGUCCAACUGCCAGUUUUAUUGGAGAAAAGCAAGUUAUAUGUUUAUAAAAUUGAAAGCUUUCUGCCUAAAAAGCAGUUCAUGAGCACAAUUUAUCUUAUCUGUGGGUCUGGUGUUCUAUUGCCUUUGACUUAGAGCAGACAAAUUUGGCCAACAGUGUGUUCUAAAUGAAGCGCUAGUGCUGGGCUAACCUUUCCUUAAUUCAAGUCCAAUUCUUCCAAGCCUCUAAAGUUGUGGUAGUGAGGCCCUUCCCCAGUUAGUGUUGCUGGUUACCAGGGCUUCUCCCAGGAGGUUUUAGUUCAGGGUUAAAGAUAAUUCCAGUGUGAAAAGGAACUGAACUACUAGGCCUCAUUCACAAACCUCCUCUUAGCUUAUAAUCCAAAAUAAUAUCCAAAAUGAUAAAUUGCAUUUAGCAUUGCAGUGGGCAUACUGGAAUAUACAGGUUAUACUACCAUGUGUUUUGUAUCUUCCCUUACAAGUGAUGAUGGUUAAACUAAGGUAAGUUUUUUGUCCUUUUAAUUUUUUAUAUAAAUUACUUCCACUCCUAAUUUGUAGAGAUGCCUUCUUUCAAAGUACAAUAGACCCUUUUCUUUAACAGAUUUAAUAAUGGAUUCUUUUAUUCACAAGCAACCCCAAAAGUCCAGAAAAUGUAAUAAUUUUGACAAGGCAGAAUGAGAUGCCGUGAAGCUGACAGGUGGGAAAAGUCACUUAGUGAGUGUCUGGACAGGAUGUGGUGUGUGUGUGGCAGAAAUUCCACAUUUCACAUGUGGUGGGCUGCAAAGAACGGGUUUGGGUCAAAUGUUUCCCAUGUAUUUUUAAAAAGCGGUUACUGUUGGGGCCAGGGGACAUCAUGGGGGUGGGGUUGGCCUGUUAGCUGUGCCCUGCACUCUUGGCCCAGGAAAGACUUGAAGGGGAAGAGGGGUGCAAAGGCUUCACAAGUAGGCAGAAUAGUUUGGUUAGGAAAGGGGCUGGGGUAGGUCCAGCCUGGGAUGAAAGCAGAAAAACAUGCAAGAGUUGGGGGCCUUGAUACAGAUAUGCUUAAUCACCGUGGAAGCCAGCAAUAUACAUCUCAACAUGGCUUUGAUAUUCCCUGCUUCCCUGGCCUUUAUAAAUGUCCUAAAAUUUUUCAGUUUCCUUUACUAUAUUUUAUAGAGAAAAUUCUCUCUUCUGAUGGUAUCAGGCAUUUGAGAUUUAUGAAGACAUUGGACAGAUAUCUCAGGAAUGUGAAAGGUCAGAAAAGGUCUGCUCUAUCUAACAUGGGUUUCAUGGCUGACCCUUGGUGCUUAAACCAGGAGGUUCCAAUCUAGUCUUAGAGUUUUGUCCCUCCGAAAGGUCCAACUCCAUGUGACUAACAAACUGGAUGUAUAUUUUGAGCUUUAUUUAAUUCACAGAGAGGUUGACUUAACUCAGUAUUUUUAUUUCAAUAAAUGAAAAUAGUCCUCUUUUCACCUCCAGAUUGCUUACAUUUUGCUGGUCUCCCCAAGUGACCAUUGGUGGGGGCCAAUUAAUGAAGGAAUGAAAUUCGCUUUCUUGGGACUGUGGUAUUCUGAAGAGCCAUGCUUAACCACUUUUUCUAGCGAAGAAUCUGCAGAACGAUAAUACCUAAGUAUGGAUGGCCAAGAAGAAUUUGUAUCUACAGUGUGCUUUAUGUAUUUUUGACACUGCUGUAUUCUGUGUGAUCGAGUGACUUGUAACUGGUUCCAAUGUGAGUGUUCUCAAAGAAUUCUAGUAACUAAGUUGACUUAAUUUUCUUAAGCCUUGUAUUACUAUUAGUCUCACAUUUACCACUUUGAUUCCAGUCUAUUAACUGUUCAUAACAGGGCAUACAAAGGGUUGGGAUAAGAGCCUACUUCCUACCUCUUAAGGCACUUUCCUCAUUGUUUUUCCAUGUAACCUUGAAGUGCAUGAUAAGCUGUUGAAAUGUCCAUGACUUCUCCCAAUGCAACUAGCAAAGUAUAUGACAUUGAAUAGAGAUUAGUGAAAAGGAAAAUUUAGAGACUUAAGUUCAGAAGCGCAAACCUCAAGAAAACCUCUUUAGAGCACAUACCAUUUGAGUACAAUAUAUGUAAACGUAUGUGAGAAGAAAGUUGCUAUAAUAGUCUUCUCAGUAGAUUAGUUCAAUAUCUAAUGGAAGUGAAAAUCUUUACUCCUAUUAUCACUAUAGUACUGAAUGAACUGUGUACUGAGUUUUUCAAACAAGUAUUUAAAGUAGAACUUUUAAAUACAAAGCAAGGGCAUAAGGAUAAAGGUUUGAGUUUGUGUUUCUCUAACUAUAUUGUUUCAUCUAAGCUUUGUUUUUUUAAUCACAAAAUGCUUCAAGGUAUUGCCAUUUCUUAGCAUCCUUAAUAAUUAUGGGUGAUGAGUUUUUAAUUCUUAAAAUCAUGUACAUGUAUUAGGUUUAUCUUAACUCUUACCCUACAGAUGGGAAAGUAUCCGGUAUACACCUAAGGGAUGUAAUUAUUUUGAAUUUUUGGCCAUGGGUGGGAAGGGGGUGGGCAUCAACUUAAAAACAGUUUUUAAAAAAGAAAAAAAUCACAAAUAUUUUUCUACUAUUAUAUAUGAUCUUACUUUAUACUAGUUUCUCUCUAGUAAGGCAUGCCAGAAGCCCAAGCUACCAUAUCAUCAGUUCAUAUGUAUUGUACCUUUUAUUGAUGGUUAAAUCGCAUCAGAUGCUUGGCACUGCUGCCAUAAUUAUGAAAUGCUUGUAAAGGAUUAAAUAUCACUGAAUACUUUAAAUUGUUUUACUUAAGAGUCUAAUCUGGGAAAUUUUCAAAUAAUACUAUUAAUGUGUAAUCUAAGCUCUUUCAGAUGUAUCCAUGAAUAAUCCUGGAACAAUAUUGCUUGUAUUCCUGUCACAGAACAGGUUUUGUAAUGUUUAAAAGAAAUGA